Messenger RNA from Lolium perenne, 369 nucleotides. The record is from RefSeq and is a predicted model, not a curated record. NCBI's taxonomy places the organism in Eukaryota, Viridiplantae, Streptophyta, Magnoliopsida, Poales, Poaceae.
AUGUGGGCGCUUGCAGGUGGGCUGGCACGGGAGCGGUGGAGCGGCAUGGGUGGUUCUGCGCGCGAUGGGGCUUGGGGCCAGGGCGAGCGGGUUGGAGCGUGCGGCGGUUGGCGACUUGCACGCGUGCGGACGUGGGCUCGAGGCGAGGCGGAGCUUGGAGGAGAGCUGGUGGCUGUCGGGCGGAAAGGAGCCUGGCGGAGGCAGGGCGCAGCACGGGCGGAGGGCCAGGGGCGGCGGUGGCAGUGUGGGCGUUAUGGCGGCGGGCCUGGUGGCAGCAGCUUCGUGCGGGGGUGCGACGCGAGCGGAAACGGCGGCGGUGAGCGGACAACAGAGGUGCAACAGUUAGGUGGAACAUGGGGGCGGCGUUGA